AUGUUUCGUAUCGGGAGGAGGAGAGUUGCAAGCCUAGCAAAGUCAUCCUUGAGGUAUAAUAGCAACUCUACUUUGAAGCCACCACCACAAACAAAAUUAUUCAAUUAUGCAGCGCUCGGAGUGGGGUCAUUAGGUGUUGGAUACUUUGUGGGAAAAUAUUUCAACAAGUCCGAUGACGCCAAGAAGAAAAAUAGCGCUAUUCAUGAAACAGUUGCUUCUGAUGCUUCUACAGCACCGCUAUCAUCAUUAGACUCUCCGGUUUAUGCCAACGAAAAACAAUUUAAAGAAGGAUUAUCAAAAAUCAUCGACAUUGUCGGCAAGGACCAUGCCCUGUUCGAACCUGAAGUUCUUUCUUCACACAAUGACUCAUUUUACUCAACUCAUCAUCCUCCUCAACCUGAUAAACAAAAGCCCAAUGUUGUCAUAACGCCAACUUCAACCGAACAAGUGUCUCAAAUUAUGAAGAUCGCUCAUGAGUAUAGACUUCCCAUAGUGGCUAGUUCUGGUUUGACUUCACUUGAAGGACAAAAUAUUCACACCAGAGGACCAUUUAGUAUUUCAAUAUCAUUUGCUGAAAUGAAUCAAAUUCUUGCUUUUCAUCCUGAUGAUUUAGAUAUUGUUGUUCAACCUGGUGUUGGAUGGGUUGAUCUUGCUGAUUAUUUAAACGAUGAUCCAAAGGGUAAAGAUUUGUUAUUUGGUCCUGACCCAGGAAUUGGCGCUAAUAUUGGUGGAAUGGUGGGAACGAGUGCUUCAGGAACCAAUGCAUUUCGGUAUGGAACAAUGAAGGAAAAUGUCGUUAAUUUGACGGUAGUUUUGGCCGACGGGACAAUCAUCAAGACUAGACAAAGACCUAGAAAAUCGAGUGCUGGGUAUGAUUUGACUAGAUUCUUCAUUGGUACCGAGGGGACAGCUGGGAUAAUUACGGAGAUUACAUUAAAGUUACAUGUACGUCCUAGAAUUGAACUUAUUACUACUGCUGCAUUCCCUACUAUCAAAGAUGCUGCGGCUGCGGCUCAAACAAUCAUUGGUAAAGGAAUUCAACCGACUGCUAUGGAGUUGUUAAAUGACACUAUGAUGUCAUUUGUUAAUGAAGCAUCUGACGGUGAACAAAGAUUGGAAAAGCCGACAUUAUUUUUCAAAUUAGGAGGUCCUACAUCGAAAGCAGUUGAUGAACAGUCUCAAGUAGUUAAAGAAAUUGCUAAUGCAAACCAUGCAAUUAAGGUUGAGAGAAGUGAAAAUUCAGAACAAAAUGCUGAAUUAUGGGCAGCAAGAAGAAAUGGUCUUUGGUCAACUUUCCAAGCUGGUGCUAGCCGUCUUGCAAAUCCAGAUGAUACACAAAUUUGGACAACCGAUGUCGCCGUUCCUGUAUCCAAUCUUUCUGAAGCUAUUUCCCAAAUCAAUGAUGAUUUGAUUGAAGCUGGGUUUGAUGGUAAAUUUUCAGUAUUGGGCCACAUUGGUGAUGGAAAUUGUCAUUUUCUCAUCAUUUACAAUUCACCCGAUUAUGGAAAAGUCCAUGCAGCUGUUGAUCGUAUGGUAUCACGUGCUUUGCAACUUGAAGGUACAUGCACGGGUGAGCAUGGUGUUGGAGUUGGAAAGAGGAAAUAUCUUUCUGAAGAAUUGAGUGAAUCAACAAUUGAUACAAUGAGAAAAUUGAAAUUGGCAUUGGAUCCAAGACGGAUAUUGAAUCCUGAUAAAGUUUUCAAAAUUGAUCCAAAUGACGAUUUGGAUGAACAGUUGAAUUCUGGUCACGUAAUUGAAAAACAUGAGUGUAUGCACAAUCAUUAA
This is a messenger RNA of Lodderomyces orthopsilosis Co 90-125, 1785 nucleotides long. It is a transcript of the gene DLD1, whose product is annotated as Dld1p. The transcript has a single exon. Gene Ontology annotation, molecular function: D-lactate dehydrogenase (NAD+) activity; D-lactate dehydrogenase (cytochrome) activity; FAD binding. Bases 1 to 1785 code for a protein of 594 amino acids. Gene Ontology annotation, cellular component: mitochondrion. Gene Ontology annotation, biological process: lactate catabolic process. NCBI's taxonomy places the organism in Eukaryota, Fungi, Ascomycota, Pichiomycetes, Serinales, Debaryomycetaceae. The record is from RefSeq and is a predicted model, not a curated record.